AUGAGGAAGUUCAUCUUGGUUGCUCUGUUUUUGGCUCCGGUUAUUGGCCUGGCUGAGAGCUUUGAGUUUCAGGAGAAGGACCUGGCCUCUGAAGAGAGUCUCUGGGACUUGUAUGAGAGGUGGAGGAGCCACCAUACAAUUUCCCAUGGCCUCAGAGAGAAUGAAAAGCGCUUCAAUGUCUUCAAGGAGAAUGUGAAGCAUGUGCACAAGGUGAACCAGAUGAGCAAGCCUUACAAGCUGAAGCUGAACAAGUUUGCAGGCAUGACCAACCAUGAGUUUGUGAGUUCCUAUGCUGGCUCAAAAGUUAGCCACUACAGGUCUUUGCAUGGCAGCCGAAGGGAAACUGCCUUCACACAUGAGAACACUGACAAUCUUCCGCCAAAUGUUGAUUGGAGGAAGAAUGGAGCAGUCACUGGAGUUAAAGACCAAGGCAAAUGCGGUAGCUGCUGGGCAUUUUCAACUGUAGUUGCAGUGGAGGGUAUCAAUCAAAUCAAAACCAAGGCCCUAGUCUCUCUGUCUGAGCAAGAGCUGGUUGACUGCAAUAGAGACCCCAACGAAGGGUGCGACGGUGGCUUGAUGGAAAAGGCAUUUGAUUUCAUAAAGAAAAAUGGCGGCAUAACAACAGAGCAGAACUACCCUUACAGAGCCAGUGAUGGGCCUUGUGACUCAACCAAGAUGAUGAAUGCUCCUCUGGUGCAAAUUGAUGGCUAUGAAAGCGUACCCGAAAACAAUGAAAAUGCCUUGAUGAAAGCUGUUGCAAACCAACCUGUAUCUGUUGCAAUAGAUGCUGGUGGCAGAGACUUCCAAUUUUACUCAGAGGGUGUGUUUAAUGGGGACUGUGGAACAGAGCUAAACCAUGGCGUGGCAGUUGUGGGGUAUGAAACAACUCUGGAUGGGACCAAGUACUGGAUUGUGAAGAACUCUUGGGGAGAAGAGUGGGGAGAGAAGGGAUACAUAAGGAUCCAACGUGGAGUUGAUGCAGAAGAAGGGCUGUGUGGAAUUGCAAAAGAUCCCUCUUACCCCAUGAAGUCUUCCCCAAGCAACACAAAAAGAAGAAGCUCCUCCUCCUUCAAGGAUGAACUCUAA
Prunus armeniaca (apricot) is the source of this 1086-nucleotide messenger RNA. Lineage: Eukaryota; Viridiplantae; Streptophyta; Magnoliopsida; Rosales; Rosaceae. The record is from the annotation of a GenBank genome assembly.